CAAACAGCUCCGUGAGGAGAUCCAUGGGUUGAAAAGGAAGGGGACCUGAACACCUGCGAUGGCCACGCUGCUGAUUCUGACUGACUGAUCGUCUGUCUUCUCCAUUCCCCCUGGUUCUGCCAUAUAGAAAGAUGGCUCUCUCCUCCUGAUCUUCAAUCAGUUCUCUCCCUCUCGACUUGCGCUUGUGACUGCUCGAUCCUGUGCACCCGUAACCUGCUGGCUGUGACUGAUCCAAUCUUCUUCCCUUUUCACCGCCGCAGCUUUUCUCCCCCAACUCAGCUGUCGACAGAGCUUCCCUCUUUAAAUCACUUGCAGCUGCCACCUCAGCAGUUCCUCCAGGCGACUUGCGCAAUCCAGUCUCCUUUCUUCCCCUCCAACAUGGUCGCACUCAUCCCCCCUCCUGAGCCCCGCACCCUGCUGCCACCUCUACUCGCCUGUCUUCCUACGGCUUUCGUAUCGCCUCAACCCCCUCCGGCUCUGCUGCCCCUCCUGUCUCCCAUUCUGCGCCAACGGGUUAAGAUCCUAAGCUCAGUAUCUGCCUCGCCCACCGAAUCAUGGCUCCGACUGCUGUGCUGGGAUGCUGGACAGGCUGAGCGCCUCCAAACGUUGGUGGAUGGCGCAACCUUCGAGCCACACCCGGUGUCGGGUGAGAUUGAGCUCCCCGAUGAGCUCCCCGUCAGGUACAUGCGUGUGGACGAGGAGACCCUACGGUCGCGUGUCAUACUUCCCGAAUUCAGCUUGAAAGUUAUCUACCUCUGGUGCCCCGACGAUCAGGAAGGCGGGGGCCCCGCGUGGCGGGUAGCAGAACUGUUGCCGCAAGAAGGCAACGUCGACGACGGUGAAGACUGGUCUGUGUCCAUCGGGGAGGCCAACGCUCUCCAGAAAGACCGCCUGCUAGAGGACGCCCUAAAAGCAGGCGAGGCCGCUGAACAGGCAAAGAACCAAGAAGAGGAGGAAGAAGAUGACGAUGACUACUGGGCUCAAUACGAUGCAACUCCCGGAAGAACUCCUGCGAACAAGACACCCGCUCCUAACGCCGUUUCAUCCCUGCAGCAGUCGGAAGCGGAUUACUUUUCUCGCUACGGUGAUGUACAGCCUGCGAUGGAUAACCAUGAUCCCGAGGAAGACCAACCCGAGGUCGGACCCUCCUCCCUCAAUGGCGAUAUGCUAGCCAAACUGCUUCAGCGACAAUUUAAUGGAGACGAAGCUGAUAAGCCGACCAAUACUUCAAAUGGUGUUGCUACCAAUGGAGAUCAUGCUGGUUUAAACCACCCUCGACCCUCCUCCAUCUCGUCUGCGAGCUCCGAAGCUGUCGCCCGACUUGAACAAGAGGCUGAGAACCAGUCGGCGUAUGAAGUGGGCGUCAAACAGCAUAUUGGCUCGAGCAUCAAGGGUCUGUUCCGACUGGCUAAAGCUACGGGCAUCUCGCGCAGUGACUUCCAGUCACUUGUCAAGACGGAACUCGAAUUACUGAACGUGUCGGACGACGAUUGAAAUAGGUGAAUUUUGGGGUUAUUUUUCUUUCUUCAUUCUCUCAAAUUGUAUAUACUGCAUGCGGUCAUGUUCAGCGUUGAGGUGCAUUGAUUUGGCAUUGGAUAUCCCCGGGUAGUUUUGAGGAAUACGUUGAUCGGGUUCAUCAGCACCAUCAUGAUAACAUUAUAUAAUAGCUCAAAUCCAAAUAUUGAAUUUCCG
This is a messenger RNA of Aspergillus costaricaensis CBS 115574, 1692 nucleotides long. RefSeq lists its product as uncharacterized. Lineage: Eukaryota; Fungi; Ascomycota; Eurotiomycetes; Eurotiales; Aspergillaceae. The transcript has a single exon. Bases 379 to 1494 code for a protein of 371 amino acids. The record is from RefSeq and is a predicted model, not a curated record.